GCAGCGGGCACGGGAGCAGUGCAUGGCGUCCAUGAGGGCCCCGCCAGUCACCGGGGGGCAGAGCGCAGGGAGCCGGCUGGGCUAGGACCGAGGACAGCGGUGCCAUCCAGACGGGGGUGGCGAAGGCAGACAGGGCGCAGACAGCGGCACAUUGCACCGCAAACCCCGCCGUGCCAGGCUGAGCAUCCGCAGAUCUCGUAAUUGAUGCAGAACCUCCUGCCGCAAAAGUUCAUUUAGAGCCCAUCAAUGGGAGAUCAAUGAGCUUUCUUCCUGCUGUUUCGCCAUCUCACCUUUUCCCUGCAAGUUAAUUUCCUGACCAGUUUUGUUCCCAUGAGUCCAUCUGCCGUUCCGGAAAGCUAAAGGUGUGAAAUAGGUCAAAAUGAGUGGUCUUGGGGACAGCUCGAUCGACCCUGCUAGCCAGGACCGCAAGAGGAAAGCCUCGCCAUGUGACACCAUGCAAAGUAAUGAAAAGCGUCGGCGAGAGCAAGAAAACAAAUACCUGGAGGAGCUGGCCGAGCUUCUGUCAGCAAAUAUCGGGGACAUCGACAACUUCAGUGUCAAACCGGACAAAUGCAAAAUCCUAAUCAAAAGGAUGGACCAGAUCCAGCAGCUGAAGAAGAAGAAACAAGAGAAAGUUUUGGGCGCUGAUGAUGAUGUUCAGAAAUCUGACAUCUCGUCCAGCAGCGGGGGCGUCAUCGAGAAGGAGUCUCUGGGUCCUCUCCUCUUAGAGGCUCUGGACGGAUUUUUCUUUGUUGUCAACCAAGAAGGUCGGAUCGUCUUUGUCUCCGAAAAUGUCACUAAUUAUCUGGGCUACAAGCAAGAGGAGCUGAUGAAGGACAGCAUCUACAGCCUCCUACACGUGGGCGACCACGAGCAGUUCGUCAAGAACCUGCUGCCCAAAUCUUUAGUCAAUGGAGCUCCCUGGUCCCAAGAAGCCAACAGGCGAAAUAGCCAUACAUUAAACUGUAGAAUGCUGAUUCGGCCUCCAGAUGACGCAGGGGCGGAGAACCAGGAGGCGCGGCAACGGUACGAAGUGAUGCAGUGUUUUACUGUGUCCCAACCGAAAUCCUUCAAGGAGGAAGGAGAAGAUUUCCAGUCCUGUCUGAUCUGCAUCGCUCGGAGAUUACCUCGGCCCACACCCAUCACCUCUCUAGAAUCUUUCAUGACUAAGCAAGAUGCUACAGGAAAAAUCAUCUCCAUUGACACCAGUACAUUGAGAGCCUCAGGCAGCACAGGGUGGGAGGACCUGGUCCGAAAAUGUAUUUAUGCUUUCUUUCAAGCUCAGGGUACAGAACCAUCUUAUGCCAAACAGCUUUUUCAAGAAGUAAUGAUGAAGGGAACGGCCUGCAGUCCAUCGUACAAGUUCACCCUGAGCGACGGGACGGAGCUGAGCGCUCACACCAAGUGCAAGCUGUACUACCCUCAGAGUCCUGACAUGCAACCUUUCGUCAUGGGAAUUCAUUUCAUUGAAAGGGAUCAAAGCUCUCUUUGUAGUCAAGACAACACUAACUCAGGAAUGUCACUACCCCGACUCAGCCCCUCAAUUAACUGUACCGUCUCGCCAGCUCCAGGAGUGCCCUUCUCUUCUACCACCUCUCCAUCCAGUGGCAACAUGCUGACCUCUAGUACAAACCAGCAGCCAGUCACUGGCCUCCAUAACAUCAGCAACUCCAACACCAGCCAAACAAACUAUGGAUGUUCCCCUGGAAGUCAGAUGGGAACCAACGUUGCCUUAAAUAUGGGGCAGGCUGGACCCCAAAACAGUAACAAUCUAAACCUCAACAGUUCCCCCAUGAGUAGUCCAGGGAUAAGUCCUCCUCAGUUUAUGUCUCCAAGGCAACGGGGAAGUCCAGGUUUGGUGUCUCGGCCUCGAGCUUCAGGUAAUCCCUUUUCCCCCCCAAUGCCUACCAUGCACUCCCCUGUCGGGAUCUCUAGCAGUGGUUGUAAUAACAACAACAGAUCCUUCUCCAAUAUGCCACCAAAUUCAAUGCCAAUGCUUAAUGAAGGACCUAUGACCCCAGUAGGAUAUUCUUCUCCAUCUCCUGGCAUGGUAGGUGGGUUAUGCACCAACAACAAUGGGAGGAUCUUUUCUAAUUCCCAGGCCAUGAACGAUGGACCUAACAACCAGUCAACCUAUUCUACCAUGUCCCCCAUCCUACGACAGGUCUCAUCACAGAGUUCUCCUGGGAGACUAAGUAUGCAGCCCAUAAAAAUGGAGCCCAAGGACAACAGUAGUGACAGAGUCGGUGAUGGAGACAGCAAAAGUUCCUUGGCUGCAUCAAGUCAAAAACUUGUACAACUCUUGGCAUCAACUGCUGAAAGCAAAUUGCGAGAUGGUGACCCUACUUGCAGAGAUCCUUUAACUUGUCCUGUUGUUUCCAACUCGAGCUGUGGAAGUUCCUCGAGCGGGACGUGUCCUUCAUCUCACAGCUCUUUGACGGAGAGGCACAAGUUACUACAUCGGCUCCUCCAAGAAGGAAGUCCUUCGGAUCUAAGUACUUUGUCUUUAGACCAUGACAAGAAAUGUGGGUCCGGCAAUAGCCAGGCUCAGGGUAACACACCCGAUAUAAAAACUGAGAAAAAGGACUCCAAAGACCAGAUUCUUCGUAACCUACUAGACAAGGAUGAGAAGGAGAUGAAACGAAGUCCUUCUCUGAGUCUGGAGGACGUGAAGGUGAAAGUGGAGAAGAAAGAGUCGGUUAAUCAGUGCGUCUCUGCUACCAACACGAUGGUGAAGACAAUUCAAGAGGACAUAAAACUGGAGACACAUGACCAGUUUGCAGCGGAGUUUGAUCAGCUGGACCAGUUGCUUCCGACACUGGAAAAAGAGGGACAGCUUCCUGGAUAUGGGGGAACUGAUCAAACGGAAACCGGGUUACCUCUGAAGAACGAAAUACUGCCGACAUCUUUACAAGCUGGUACUGUGGCCCGGACACCCACGGCGCUGAACAAUUUCAAUGGCGUCAACCUAACCCAGUUUCCCUUUGAAUUCUGUGAGUCCUUAAACCCGGAACUAAAUCCAUUCCCUGCACAUACUGACACCAGUCCCUGGUCAGGACUGACACCGGAACAGGGCCGUGGAGUUUUACCCGGAGCGCCAACAUUUCAGACAGAUCCUGGUCUGCCAGACUCAGACUUGGGAAUCGCAGAUCAGUUUGGACAGUCGGGGAUUGCUGACCAGAUGCCUUGGUCGGACAGCUUGACUUUACUGAACCGUGUGACUCCGAACACACAGGAAGAAAUUGAUGACUUUCUGUGUCCUCCAACCACUAUGGAGGGACAAAACGAUGAGAAGAUCCUCCUGGAGCAGCUCGUAUCCUACCUCAAUGGCAAAGACGAGAAUGAGCUGGCCGAACUGGACAGAGCCCUGGGAAUCGACAAGCUAGUGCAGGGAGGUGGUCUGGACAUCAUCAAUGACAGAUUUUCUCAGCAACCACCAGUCGCUCCAGUGCUCAUGGAAAAGAAGCCGGGAAUGUAUCCUCAGUCCUACCCUGCUGUCUCUCCCAACCCCGGACUUCCCAGUCCCUUCUCCAGCAUGGUCAGGCAGAAGACUAAUUUUGGUCCUAUGCCUGUUCAAGUGCCACCUCCUCUCCCACGAGGGGCUCAUCCAAAUGUUAUGAACAUGCAACCUCGGCAGGCACUAGCCAGGCCAGGAACGGCCUCCAACCAGCUACGUCUUCAGCUUCAACAAAGGAUACAAGGACAACAGCAGAUGCUACACCAGAACCGGCAGGCCAUUCUCAGUCAGUUUGGAGUUGGCAAUGCAGUUCAGAUGGGAAUGAGACCCGGCAUGCAACAAAUGCAGCAAGCCAUUACCCCUCAGCCUCCGAUAAAUGCUCAGAUGCUCGCCCAGCGCCAGCGGGAACUCUACAGCCAGCAACAUCGCCAACAGCAACAGCAAAUCAUGCAGCAAAGAGCUCUUCUUAUGAGGCAGCAAAAUUUUGGCAACAACCUGCCCCCUAAUGCUGGACUUCCCGUCACCAUAGGAGCUUCUAGGCUCCCACAAGGACCUCCCCAGCAGUUCCCUUAUCCUCACAGUUAUGGUACAAACCCCGUGAACCCACCUCCGUCCACCAGUCCCUUUUCACCUAUGGCCACAACCCCUGAGGCCACCUUGCCCAACCGAGGAGGCGCCACUCGAGGAGGAAUGGUGAACAGAGGCAUGAUGGGAAACGUUGGAGGACAGUUUGCAGCCGGGAUGAACUCUCAGAUGACGCAAAACGUCUUUCAGUACUCGGGAACAGGUAUUAGCCAGCAGGCCGAUCCAACAUUUGCGCCAUCUCUAAGUCCCACCAGUCCCUUGAUGUCCCCUCGUCUGACCCCUUCUCAAAGCCCGAUGCUCCAACAGAAUCCAUCCACCCCCGGGUACCAGUCACCAGACCUUAAAAGUUGGCAGCAGGGCACACUGGGGAGCUCGAGUGUCUAUGGGCAAGCGGGACAGACUCAGCCUAACCCAGGCCAGCAAGGAAUGUACAACAACAUGAGCAUCACGGUAUCUAUGGGGGGCAACAACGCCGGCGUCCAGAAUGUCAACCAGAUGACUGGGCAGAUGCAGAUGAGCUCGCUGCCCAUGCAGGCCAUGAAUAGCAUGUGUACAGACCAGCAGGUGAAUGAUCCAUCUCUGAGACCAGGUGGGCUUUACUGCAACCAACUCUCCUCAACAGAUCUGCUGAAAACAGAGCCAGACACGGGGCAGCAGGUACAACAAGUGCAAGUCUUUGCAGAUGUUCAGUGUACAGUGAACCUCGUGGGCGGAGACACUUACCUAAACCAAUCAGGACCCAUGCCUCCACAGAAGACCACAUCCGGCCCCCAAACCCCACAGGCUCAACAAAAGAGCCUUUUGCAACAGCUUCUGACCGAAUGACAACUUGCUCAUACGAAACCUUGUGAAGGGGAGCGACAGAAAGCGUGACGAGAAGAGCAACGCGGACAAUUGUUUGGAGUCUAUAUAUAUGCAGCGUAUAUAUACGUUUUUGCAGAGAUGUCUGAUAUCUCUUACACUGCGGCCAUCCUUUUGGGUAGGAAGACUGCGAAGUGAAAGACGUGUUGACGAAUGUGAGAAAAAAAAGGGGAGAGAGGGAGAAAAAACAAAAACAUUUGCCGAGUUUUUUGCAAUUCCCCUCAAGCCCCGCGUCUUUUUGUUUUUUUGGGAUGACGCUUGUUUGGUCGUCGGACUUUUGGAGAAAGACAGAAAGAGAGCUGUAGGGCUGGACAAUCGGACCCGCGGUCCACCCCCCCCCCCCUUUCGAGCCAAAUGACAGAUGAUAGUUAUUUUUGUACGCAGUCGCUGUGAUGACACUGAACGGAACGGGCGCGUUUCUGGCGCCCGAAGAGGAAUGUCGCAGAAUGUCAGUUUCAGCUGGUUCUGUCACUGAUGUGGAACCCGAAGUAGAAGAUGGAGGAGAAAAAUGGAGGGUUCUGGGUAAUUUACGGGUGGCGGGGAUUGGGGGAGAAAAAAAAACAAAAAGAGAGAAAGUCUAUAUAUAUUAUACCGAGGUAAAGCGCAUCUUUGUUGCAGCUGAAGUGCAUUUGUAGAGCUAUUUCUGGCUAGUAUGUACAAUCAUGUUUUUACGAAGUGAGAGGCCAGCUUUGCGCACAUUUUUUUGGGGGCAUGUUUUUUAACCCGUUUCUUGCUGCUGGAGCAGCGAAGGUGGCAGCCCGCAAUUUUUUAUUAUUUUUUUUCCUGAAGUUUCAAAAAAAAUUCUCGAAAAAAUAAGAUUUAAGAGUUUAGAGUUAACUAAAGUGAUUUAUUUUUUUUCUUUCCAUCCGCAAAAGAGGUCAGUGAGAUUUGCCGAGGACGGCCCACGAGGAGCCAUUAAUCCUUUCAAGCUCAUGUCCAUUGAGGUCUUGCCAUAUUACCUCUGCAAAGUCGACCGCUGCGUUCUUUGCAGCCUUCGGGGGUCGAUGGCGGAGGUACGAGAGGUUUGACAGCAUUACUACAACACCCAACAUCCUGUAUUUCAACGGCCAUCUCUUGUAGUUAUAAAUAAAAAUAAAAAAACUUUUUGGACACUUUUUUUAGUUGUUGGGAGGGAAAAAAAUUGUAUUGGCAGAUAACUUGCACCUUGUGGGGCCCUGUUGAUUUUGAGGUUAAAAUUUGAAUAUCUGGAAAAUAUUUCCCCAAAUUUGAAAAAAUAUAUAAAAAUUUUAACUAAAUGUCAACCUUCUAAUAGAUUUGCCAUUAAUUAUGCUCAGGAAGUAUCGAUCAUGAUUAGAGUUAAAGGUUGUAUUCAAUGAAUCAAGAACAUUAAAAAUCUAUAUGAAAAAAUUCUGGACCUAGUUUAGUUCUAUUUUGGUUCUUAUUUACUCGUAUGACAUCUAGAAUGAAGGAUGUGUUCAAGAUUCUGAAACAGCGCCACUUUUGUCUACAGGCUGUGUGAGGUAUUGCAGACCAGUGUGAUCAGAUUCAAUGAAGCUGAGCUGCAGUACCAGACUUGACCUGUGCACAGGAGUGGCGCUGCUUCUGGAAAAAAAAAAAAAAAAAAGAAAACUUUUUUGACAACCCAAUGACUUCAUGGCUUUUUACCCUCAUCAAAGACGACCCCUAUUGGAACAUAUGGACAUCAAAGAUGGGACCCUCACCCCAUAUGAGCCACAAAGGACACCCGCUCUGUAAGUGCCUGUUCAGGUGGCCACUCCUACAGUGCUGCCAUAUAAUACUACAUUUCCCCUGAUUUUUCCAUGGCUUCCCCCCAGCAAAAUCUGGGGCUACCAAGACCAGCACCAGUGGGGGCGACCAGUUGAUCAACGCUUUUGGAAAGGGGUCACCUCUGAUGAGCCCAGCCUUUAAAAUGAUUCCUGUCUUUCAUUUAAAUAAUUUUUUUUCACAAUAAUUUUUUUUUUGUCCAAAAAUUUUACAUUUUUUAAUUCUCGUUGUCAACCACAUUUUAUUUUUAAGCUAAAAAAAAAAGAUUAAAAUGAAGAGAAAAAGAACACUAAUAAAAAUCUCUAAUAUCAAAUCAGCAGCACAGGAAGCACUUUCAUUUUUGGGUCAAAUUUUAAAAAAAUUCUAAAACCAACAAGAAAAUAAAAGUCCUAUACCUGAGGCCACUAACUUUUUGGUACGCAACAGACUUUCCAAUGAAGAAUGGGAAAAAAAAUGAAAAAAUCCUAUGCAGAAAAAAUGGGGUUGAAAAUACCCAAAAUCAACAGCGCCCCCUAUAGAUCUCAAUCGACGAUAUGUAAAAAAAAAGAAAAAUCGGCUUUACAACAGAGGGCUAAAGCUCACGUCACCGUCAGUAAAAUGGUGUACAUACAAUAUACCCAUCACUACGCAGGGCUGGAUUUAACUUUAGGACACCUAGAGUACGUAGAUGUCGAGAUAUCAACUGGAUAUUUUUGCUAUGAUUUUUUUGAAAAUUAAAAAAAAAAAAAAAAAAAAUUCUUGCAAUGUAAAUUCCAGUUGAUAUUUAACAAUCGUCAAAACACAUUAGCGAAUGAAUAUAGGUAAUGGGUUAGAAAACUGCAGCCCAUGAAGGCGUGUGUACCUUCCCCAGCCCUAGUUGGAAGGACAGGCCCAGACGGAGGUGUCACCAUGGGCGUAACUUGCGCCACGGACACAGUUAUGAACUUAAAGGGGUCCAGCGAAAAUUUGGCUUAUUUCCCUUCAAACACAGCGCCACACCUCUCCACAGGUUGUGUGCGGUAUUGCAGCUCAACCCCAUUCAAUUCAAGGGAGUCAAAACCGCAGUACCACACGCGACCCAUAGACAGGUGUGGCACUGUGGUUGAAAGAAGGCAGCCAUUUUUUUUUCUUCUUUUAAAUCCUGGACAACCCCUUUAAAUCCAGUCCUGCCACUUUGUGUUCAGAGACAGAACUUUCCUGUUUCGUUCCUGCAAACGGCUUACAGAUGUCAGUAGUCUAAGAUGAGUAAUCGCUUUAACCUGCUGCUAGGAUAUUGUAUAUACCCUCCAAAAACUCGCCAUUACUAAGUUCGUAACAAUGUAACCUUAUACUCAGGAUAUUCCUACUGCCUGUGCCCGACAACGGUACAACGCAAGCGGAAUCUGUAUAUUUUUAUCUUGCUUUUUCUUAAGAACAUUACGAAUAGGGCCUUUACUUUUUUGUUUUUUUCCUCUUUUUUUACUUUACUUUUAGUUUUUUUUUGUACAUGGAAGGAAAUCUCUAUUUACACCAGUAUUUUUUUUUUUAUAUUAGUUAGAUUUCGGGGGGAAAGUACAGUAUAAAGGACAUGUAUAGUUGAUUUGUAAGUAAUUUUUUGGGUUGUAUUUUUGGUUAUUCGAUGGCACUGCCUUUUUUGGUUUUAUUAUUCUUUCAUACCUCAGCUUCUACAGAUUUUCCGCCAUUCCCAUCGGAAUUAGUUCUGACCUCUAAGGUUUUCGUCCUAGGAGAAGAGAACGGGUCUUCUUUUAACGAAAACUGUUUUUUUUUUGUUUUUUUUGUAGUAGGUGUAUUUAUAUGUACACAUACACUCAAUAUUUGUAGAUUCUUUUUAUCAAUCACAAUUAUUUUCAAGAGUUCUAACCAGGACGUGAUGGCGUCAAUUUAGUCACAUUGAGUCAACCGACUUAAAGUUGUGUCCUGUGGUAGAAAAUUCUUAUGAAGAAUAUGUUUAAAGAGUUGCUGUACUUUCACACAAUUUAAUUUAAUAGAGAAUGGUGUAAUUGGUAAAUUUCUAAAUCACUUCAUUUAAAAAGAAUCUGCCUGCAUCCACCUGAAAAAGCUGUAAAGUCAUGGCCACUAGGGGGCUCACUUCCACCUAGUUUGCAGUCCACUGUCUGUUGUUAGGCUACAUCUGUCUCUAGUAACAGAGACACAGAAGACGGUUCUCAAGAAAUUGGGGGCUGUCAGAGCUAGCUGAGCUCCUGAGCCUGAUAGAACUGCUUCAACGCUGCCUCUGAAGAGCAGGGAAGCUCCUGUGUGUCUGUAAAUGUGUUCUCUCCCUCCUUAUAUCUCCUUUCCCUCAGUGGGAAGUGAGGUCACUGCAUAUAGUACUGGCAGAUUUCACAGAAGGGAGGAACCCCCUUGCCUGUGAGAGAAAUGCAUCUAGCUGUGCAAGUUGAAACAGGGAAUAAUAUGGCUGGAAGCUCCUUA
This is a messenger RNA of Bufo gargarizans (Asiatic toad), 9058 nucleotides long. It is a transcript of the gene NCOA1, whose product is annotated as nuclear receptor coactivator 1. Gene Ontology annotation, biological process: positive regulation of transcription by RNA polymerase II; cellular response to hormone stimulus. Gene Ontology annotation, molecular function: nuclear receptor binding; protein dimerization activity. The transcript has 22 exons. Lineage: Eukaryota; Metazoa; Chordata; Amphibia; Anura; Bufonidae. The coding region runs from base 380 to 4867 and encodes 1495 amino acids. Gene Ontology annotation, cellular component: nucleus. The record is from RefSeq and is a predicted model, not a curated record.